This is a messenger RNA of Limulus polyphemus (Atlantic horseshoe crab), 868 nucleotides long. Its product is annotated as cell wall integrity and stress response component 4-like. The transcript has a single exon. The record is from RefSeq and is a predicted model, not a curated record. The annotation marks the transcript as partial. NCBI's taxonomy places the organism in Eukaryota, Metazoa, Arthropoda, Merostomata, Xiphosura, Limulidae.
UUCAACAACAACUUAUGUACCAAAAGAAACUUCUCAUUCAUCAAUUACAUCUAACAUCCUUAAUGAAAUACUUAGUUCAACAACAACAAUUGAUGUACCUAAAAAAACGUCUCAUUCAUCAGUUACAACUAACAUCCCUAGUGAGACAUUUAGUUCAACAACAACAACUGAUGUACCUAAAGAAAAGUCUCUUUUAUCUGUUACAACUAACAUCCGUAGUGAGACAUUUAGCUCAACAACAACUGAUGUACCUAAAGAAACGUCUCAUUCAUCAGUUACAACUAAAAUCCCUAAUGAAAUACUUAGUUCAACAACAACUGAUGUACCUAAAGAAACGUCUCAUUCAUCAGUUACAACUAACAUCCCUAAUGAAAUACUUAGUUCAACAACAACAACUUAUGUACCUAAAGAAACGUCUCAUUCAUCAGUUACAACUAACAUCUCUAAUGAAAUACUUAGUUCAACAACAACUGAUGUACCUAAAGAAACUUCUCAUUCAUCAGUUACAACUAACAUCCCUAGUGAAAUACUUAGUUCAACAACAACUGAUGUACCUAAAGAAACGUCUCAUUCAUCAGUUACAACUAACAUCCCUAGUGAAAUACUUAGUUCAACAACAACUGAUGUACCUAAAGAAAUAUAUCAUUCAUCAGUUACAACUAACAUCCCUAGUGAGACAUUUAGUUCAACAACAACAACUGAUGUACCUAAAGAAACUUCUCAUUCAUCAGUUACAACUAACAUCCCUAAUGAAAUACUUAGUUCAACAACAACUGAUGUAUCCAAAGAGUACGUUUUUUUAGGUACAUCAGUUGUUGUUGUUGAACUAAAUGUCUCACUAGGGAUGUUAGUUGUAACUGAUGAAUGA